Molecule: messenger RNA, 625 nt
Organism: Setaria italica (foxtail millet)
Lineage: Eukaryota; Viridiplantae; Streptophyta; Magnoliopsida; Poales; Poaceae
Product: protein BIC1
Exons: 1
Biological process (GO): blue light signaling pathway
Source: RefSeq, a predicted model, not a curated record
CGGCGGCGGAGGCCCGCCGCGUCGGACAGCUGCGGCGGUGGGGAGCUCGUGGCGGCGCGGCGGCCCGCGGCGGAGGAAAGCGCGCGGGAGCGGCUGAAGCGACACCGCACGGAGAUGGCGGGCCGGGUGCGGAUCCCGGAGAUGUGGGGCCAGGAGCGGCUGCUCAAGGACUGGGUCGACUGCGCCGUCUUCGACCGCCCGCUCGCCGCCACCGCGGGGCUGCUCACCGCCCGCGACGCGCUCGUCGCCGAGUGCGCCGCCGCGCGCCGCCCUGCGGUCUCGCACGGCCCCACGGGACGCCCGCUCCGGGUGCAGAACGGCUGCUCGUGAUCAACCGGCCGUGCGUGCAGUUGAGUGCUUUUGUUUUUGCUGCUACCUUCUCCAUGCUUACGUGCAACGUACGUGCUCCUUCAUCUCUGUUCGAACCUCUAUUCUAUUGGCCCGAGUAUGAAACUGAUCGAUGAUGAUACCCCCCAUCGAGUAAUACUCAUGCUUGACUAGCACUGGUGGUUGUAAUUAAUGUAGUUGAUCACCAUUUUUAAGCAUGUCCAAAUUCUUGUUUAAAUGAACCAAUAUAUACUCCAUCAGCUUGGGGUGAAUUCAAGAGAGAUGUCGUUUCUCACAA